UGACGAUAUCUGUAUCCUCAUCAAACUCUCCUAAACCACAAAUCAUCACUGAGAUGAGCAAGGAUUUGCCAAGGAUAAUGCCUGUGUCCACAUCCACAUCGUGCAUGUUUAGGGUUUCACUGUGUCAAAAGAUCAAACAACCUAAUACACCAGAGAAAACCAGGAGGAAGAACCAGAAGAAAACAUACAAGAAGAAGAUGAAAGACGAGAAAGGAAAGAGAGGUUUCAUCAGACCCGGGUUGGUGUUUCCAGUUAAGAAGAUUACUUCUGUAAUUUCCGGUGCUUUCAGACGCAAGAAAACACUCAAAGUUGAAAACAGAGAACAGAGAGAUGAUUCUGAAAAAGAGACUACUGAAGCUGCUAAGACCAUGGCUGUUGUUAAAACAAAACCUAAGCAUUACUUACUUCAGAAGAAGAGUUUUUGGGGAAGCGCAAGAAUUGGACUGAAGAUACUCAUCAUAGGGCAAAGAUUGAAGACGAGGAGAAGAAAAAGAAGCGUAAGCUUCAGCGAGGGUAAUGGAGAUGAGGAGCUAUGCAAGAAGAGAAUACUAAUGGGUGAAAGAUGCAAACCGAUAAACCGGUCAGGUGUUUUGCAGUAUGAUGGUGAUGGGAUUCUUGUCCCCGAGCCAUGACCAUUGAUAGUCGUCAUAGUAUGUUGCU
Molecule: messenger RNA, 660 nt
Organism: Brassica oleracea var. oleracea
Lineage: Eukaryota; Viridiplantae; Streptophyta; Magnoliopsida; Brassicales; Brassicaceae
Exons: 1
Coding region: 54-632 (192 amino acids)
Source: RefSeq, a predicted model, not a curated record